This is a messenger RNA of Clupea harengus (Atlantic herring), 2611 nucleotides long. It is a transcript of the gene fdft1, whose product is annotated as farnesyl-diphosphate farnesyltransferase 1. The coding region runs from base 994 to 2391 and encodes 465 amino acids. Gene Ontology annotation, cellular component: endoplasmic reticulum membrane. Gene Ontology annotation, biological process: cholesterol biosynthetic process; farnesyl diphosphate metabolic process. Gene Ontology annotation, molecular function: squalene synthase [NAD(P)H] activity. NCBI's taxonomy places the organism in Eukaryota, Metazoa, Chordata, Actinopteri, Clupeiformes, Clupeidae. The transcript is spliced from 8 exons. The record is from RefSeq and is a predicted model, not a curated record.
GGUUGACGUGAUGGCUACCUUAUUCUCCACGAAUCAACUCCACAUAAACUAAACUUGGCCGAUAUAUGAAAUCGGUUUGUUAUAUCUGAAUAUUGUUACAUCCUGAUAUGCUCACAGUAGUCGGGGGGUGGGCUUGAUCUUUAAGCGCAGCAUUGACUUCACAGCGGACAUGUUCCCUUAACCUAUUUUUAGAAUCCUGUUACCUUGUUUGUAAUGUCAAGUGUGAUUUAUUUUAUGAAUGCAUUUUAAGUUUUCAUUGAUCUGAUGCACGUUGCUGUGUAGCCUAUAGAAGUGUUCGCCGUGGUUCGCACUGAAUCAACACUAGUCUACCGCUAGAGGGAGCCAGCGAGCUAGUUUACAGAAAGAUUUGAAGUGGCUGAUCUUGCGGAAUAUUUAGGCCAAGGCGAAUUACACAAAAACCACAAGGCAUUUACACUUUUGUUUCACAUCAUAAGCAUACAUUUCUUCAAGUGCUUGAUACGGUUAGGGUUAUAAUUUGUAAUGUAUACAAUGUGUCUACAUUAGUCUCACACUGGCCCCCUGCUGGUUAGGAUUGGAAAUGUCAUUUUUGACUUUGAUGUUUUCCUUCCCCCUGUUAGAGGGGAAGUUCAGUUUGAAGACACGGCUGCCAUGAACUAGCUACACCAGUGAGUCCGAACAUUAGGCAGUCGUGAUGCCCAUCCACAAGGACGUGUGUUUAACCUACUUAUAAUAUCUGGCCUAUCCGUAACAGUAACGGUCGUUCGCUUUCACACCACAGUAAAUAAGUUCUGCGCAGUUCCGUAAACUUGACACACGCUGGACUACCCUCCCCCUCCCUUACUGCCGGGGCUGACUUGACAGCUAACUCGACGAUAUGCCCUUCGGCGUGCGACGCCCACCAGCGCUGGACUUUUCUCUCCUGCAAAGGGAUUUUUAAUCAGUAAAACAACGAGUGGCCAUUGCUUUGAGUGGCCGUUGCUUUGAGUGGCCGUUGCAUUGAGUGGUCGUCUCAUGGCGGGAGCCUGUUGCAAAUGUUCCGCGUCUCUGUCGGUGAUCAAACGCUCUCUGUCCGUCACCCCACGGGGCUCUGCUCCUGCCUCACGACCGAUCCAUUCGUGGGCAAGACUGGGCGAGAGAGGCGUUCACGACGGGUGGCUGGCGGCGCGUCCCUCCUCCACACUGAAGACGGUUAACUCCUAUCGUCAUCCAGCGUUUCUUUGCUUCUCUUGUCAGGAGUCCAUGACGGAGAGCCUGAGGACCUGUUACGUCUACCUGAACCAGACCAGCCGGAGUUUCGCAGCAGUCAUCCAGGCUUUGGACGGAGAGUUAAGGCACGCGGUGUGUAUCUUCUACCUGGUUCUGCGUGCGCUGGACACCGUGGAGGACGACAUGACCAUCCCUCUGGACCGGAAGGUUCCGCUGCUGCAGGACUUCCACUCCUUUCUCUACCAGCCCGAGUGGCGCUUCACGGGCAGCCAGGAGAAAGACAGACAGGUCCUCGAGGACUUCCCCACGAUCUCAGUGGAGUUCCGCAACCUGGGUCAGGAAUACCAGGAUGUGAUCGUGGACAUCUGCCGCCGUAUGGGAGUGGGAAUGGCGGAGUUCCUGGAGAAGAAAGUGGGAUCCAUGACGGAGUGGGAUAAGUACUGCCACUAUGUGGCUGGUCUGGUGGGCGUGGGCCUGUCCCAGCUGUUCUCUGCGUCCCAAUUGGAGGAGCCGGAGGUGGGCGGGGACACGGAGCUGGCCAACUCCAUGGGUCUCUUUCUGCAGAAGACCAACAUCAUCAGGGACUACCUGGAGGACCAGCAGCAGAGUCGAGCCUUCUGGCCACAGGAGGCGUGGAGUAAGUUCUCGUCUGGCCUGGAGGACUUUGCGGAGCCGCAGCACCUGAGCUCUGGGCUGGCCUGCCUGAACCUGCUGGUGACCGACGCCCUCCGACACGUCCCUGACGUCAUCAGCUACCUGUCCCGCCUGCGUAACCAGAGCGUCUUCAACUUCUGUGCUAUCCCUCAGGUGAUGGCGAUAGCGACCCUGUCCGCCUGCUACAACAACCCCAUGGUGUUCCAGGGCGUGGUGAAGAUCCGCAAGGGCCAGGCGGUCACACUCAUGAUGCAGGCCACCAACAUGGGGGCAGUGAAGAGCAUCAUCGCACAGUACAGCCAGGAGAUGGUGCCCAAGGUGUGUGUGUCGGACCCGUCGUGUGAGCGCACGCUGCACAUGUUGGCUCUGAUCCGUGAGCGUUCGCUGUGCGGGGACUCUCACACACACACACACACACACCACCUGUCUCCCGUCUACCUCUCGGCCGCCAUGCUGCUGGCCGCGCUCAGCUGGCAGUACCUCAGUGCCACCGCCACGGCCACCGCCACCACCACGCCCCCCGGCACCACAGACAUGCAGGGGCACUGAGAACACACACACACACACACACACACACACACACACACCCCGGCUCCACAGACACCCCAGCCGCCCCCCCUCACAGGGGACGCACAGUCCCCCCAUACAUACAUACGCUCAUACAUGUUGUGCCAGACUGUUUCAACAGUGUGAGACGUGUGUGUGUGUGUGUGUGUGUGUGUGUGUGUGUGCCAGACUGUUUCAACAGUGUGAGACGUAUGUGUGUGUG